AUGAGAAAAGAAUUACAGUAUAUCAUUUUGGCGCAUCUAUUAGUGGUGCUCUUCCUUGUCUAUGAGACCUUCGACCUCAUAACGUUGCUCAACGACGACAGUUUUAGCGACGCUUUGCUGGAAUCUGAAUUAUCUUCGACAGUGGAGAGACCGCAGCUUAUCCCGAAAAUUAUCCAUCAGACAUAUAAAACAACAGAUAUCCCAGAGGUGUGGAAAAAGGGUCAACAAAGCUGCAUCGACCUCCACCCAGACUAUCAGUACAUGUUGUGGACUGAUGAAAUGUCCAGAGAGUUUAUCUCUGAGCAUUAUCCAUGGUUUUUGCAAACUUUUGAUAAUUACAAGUACCCUAUCCAGCGUGCCGAUGCGAUCAGAUACUUUGUUUUGAGUCACUAUGGAGGUAUCUAUAUUGACCUAGAUGACGGAUGCGCCAAAAAAUUAGACCCAUUGCUCACCGUUCCUGCAUUUGUUAGAAAGACCAUCCCAACUGGAAUCUCAAACGACGCCAUGGGAUCGAUCCCAAGACACCCAUUCUUUGCCAAAGCCAUCGACUCUCUCAACAAGUACAACAACAACUGGCUGGUGCCGUACAUCACCAUCAUGUACUCUACUGGUCCGCUGUUUUUGUCUGUGAUUUGGAAACAAUACAAGAGAUGGGGCGUUCCGGACGCCGGAAUCGUGAGAAUCCUGAUGCCGGAUGAUUACAACCGCGGCGAGGAUCCAUUCUUCACUAUUUCGAAAGGAUCAUCGUGGCACAUGGACGAUGCCAAGUUCAUGUUCUUGAUGCUCAACCACAUCGUUUGGGCUGUCAUUGGGGGAUUCUUGGUUGCAUUUUUGUUUUUCUACUUGGAGUACUUGAUGUACUCGUUUUUCAUUUCGAACACAUUUAAGAGAUUCAGAAAAGGAGUUUGGAAUCUUAUGAGACUCAAAUCCUGGUCUCAUGGAAAUAAUUACACUCGCUUGAGUCCUUACAAACAAGCCAAAUACUUGAAAACAAGAAACAGAAAGGACUCCAACCUGCCUGUCGCCAUCAAUAUUGAUACGGAGAAAAAUGUCAUGGAAGUUUAA
Molecule: messenger RNA, 1065 nt
Organism: Ogataea philodendri
Lineage: Eukaryota; Fungi; Ascomycota; Pichiomycetes; Pichiales; Pichiaceae
Exons: 1
Coding region: 1-1065 (354 amino acids)
Biological process (GO): mannosyl-inositol phosphorylceramide biosynthetic process
Molecular function (GO): mannosyltransferase activity
Source: RefSeq, a predicted model, not a curated record